AUGGCCAAACGACCCGCAGAGGAGAUCACGAACGGCGAAGAGGCCUAUCUCAAGCGUCAAAAGCUCACCAUAUCUCCAGCUGGACCCCCAAUUGAGAUUCAAUCCGGGAAGCAGCUGCGACAAGUUCUAGCAUUCGAUCAAAAUACUAGUCGCUCAAAGCUAGCAAUACAAUCCUUCAAAUUUUUCCUAGACGGCUUCGCUACAGCAGAGGGCGAGAAUGGCGGACGAAUUGCGAUUCUUAGAGAUUAUCUCGAGUUGGAGACGCCCUCGGACGAUUCAGACAAAGAUCAUGUCUUUCUGAACGACCUCAUGCAGGCGUGGGGCCUUGCGUGCUAUUCGAACGACGAAAACCUCCAGUCUGCCGUUCCCGCAGUCCUCGCGCUGCUAAUGAAGACCAUGUCCAAUAUUCUCGACCUUUCGGCCCAUGGAUUGAGACUGGGGCGAUCAGUAUUGCGCCAGAAGGUACCAAUAGCAAAGGGACUCGAGGCAAGGAAAGGGAAGGAUUUUGUGAUUUCUCCAGUACUGCGAUUACUCAGAGAGAUAACAGUUUUCGAUGGAGGAGCUCUUGCAAAGUCGGUUUGGUUUGCCAGAGACCAUUUCCUGAAGUACCUGGCUCGGAAUCUCUCGAUCAGAUAUCUCGGUGCUGGAGUUGAAGAUCCACGGAAACCAUCUGUACGGACGAACUCGCUUCGCUUCUUGGUGUCGUUGAUCAAAUUCCUCCCUCUGGACUUGAAAAGGGAUCUUCUCAACCAAAGGGAUAUUAUUUCGGCGAUGACCAAGGAUUUAAUUGACGACCCGGCCUAUAUGGUACGAGAUUUUCUGGAAACGGUGAAAUCUUCUAUACUGCUUGACGAGGGCCUGCCACGAGAAGCCAAGACGAAGAUUUUCAGUGCCACGGUGCUAGGACGAUUUGCGAAGCUAUAUCAGUAUGACCAAGCCGAGGAAGAGACAAAGCCACCUAAGAAACCUGUGUACCAAGUUGCCCAUGAAUUAUUGCUACUUGCUUGUACAUCUCCAAAGCUAGGAGUUCUGAUUUCCCAAUCAAGCUUGUAUCCUCGAGGCAUAAACCCUGACGAUACCCAUGCCCUUGAUCUCGAAGAAUCUUCCAUCGAUUUGGGUCUUGACAGCGUUGACUGGAUGGACAAGUUCAACGAAAAGGUACCUGUCCGGAAUACCAUCUUGUCGGAAUUUAUCCAAUCUCUUCGGCCCUGGUCCCAUAUAAAGCAAAGCGAGCUUUUGACAUCUAUUCUCAACUCGGCUCCUGAGCUAAUCGCAGAUUACUACCACGGCAAGAAGGAUUUCUCUUUCGACCCAAAACCUACGGCCACAUGGAUUGGCUACUCUGCUUUCAUCUUCACGACGUUACAACUUCCCAUACCCGUAUACUUUGGCCACCAAGAACGAUAUGCCAGACUUCCGCCACCCCCCUCGGUUGUCCUAGAAAGCAUUCUCCCUCAACCUUUAAGCCAGAAAAAUCUGACCAGAUGCCUUAACCUACCCAACAAUAAUCUAAUAACUUUCUUCGCCGUCAGAAUAUUAUGCGUUGUAUUCGGCAAGCUGCAAGAGGCUCUGAAAAUGUAUCGCGAAGCAGCUAACGGAUCGCCUUCAUCAUUGUGGGCACAAGCGGCGGAAGCGUUGACCGACGAGUUCUGCCGGAGAUGCCCCGCAGUUAAGGACGUGAUUUUGGCAUUCCGACGAUUGAAAGACACGGAUCUGAUGCAGAAGGAGGCAACGACGAAAUUACUUGUUCUUUACUACGAAGUUGUUCCCCGGAUCGCACUUGAUGCCAAGUUUGGCGUGUCCGCGGCGCUCGCAGGCAAUCUAAAGGCAAUGGAAGAUAACACCUUGGCCCCUGCCGACCGAGUACUUCGAGCGAUAGAACUGGAACACCUCUUUCAAUUCGCAAACUUCUCACCAGGCAUGCGAUGGUUCAGCAAAGUAGAAGGGCUCUCGGUCACUCCUUUCAUGGCUAUGCUAAAGCUUUCUGCGGAGGCUCCUGUAGAUCUGCCCAUGUUUAAGCUAAGAGCUGUGCUUGCGUCUGUGGUUAAGGAGAACCAGAUUUUGCAAACUCAGACAGCAAUUUCCGCGCUAGAUACAUUGGUACUGGGGCUGCGAACUCUUCACGAGCGGAACGCCUCCUCGGUUGUAUACAAUUUCCUCGACGAUUGCAUAUCUCGUUGUGCAAGCAAACCCAUUAAGUAUAUCUUUGCGUUGGAGGAAAUUUCCGCAGCGUCAGACCACGAGCAAGCGCCUGUCAGCUUGCUGUCUUUGGCUAUAGUCGAGCAAUGGCCUUUUCUUGCCAAGUCAGCAAGUAGGGCUGAACUAGAGGAGGUUGCGGAGCUUGUGGCUAGAUAUCUUGCAGCAUCCAUAAAGAUUCAAGAGGACAAGGUCGUGCUCAAGCUGUUGGUUAAGAAAAUUGCUAAAGCAUCACCUGAAGAAUCGCAAGUCCGCAAAAUCAUCGAGCAGUCUCGAAAAUUGGUUGACAACGUGGCUGUUGCAGAGAAGAGCACCAAAUAUAUGGAGCUCAAGGCCGACCCUGCCAGCAACGUCUGUGCAGACAAAGAAAAGAUGGAGGUGUUGGCAAAAAUGGACGACAAAUCUGCAAAUCCGGCCGAAGACCACAAGGCGCUGACCAAGUGGACGACCAAAGAGAUAGAUGAGGUGGUCGAUGGAGGACACUCAGCAGCGCUGAUCAUGCUCCUAUCAUCAGAGCACCUGAGCGUGCGGAAGGAAGCCCUGACAAACAUUUCUAAAGUUGCCGCGAAGCUGGACGAGUCAACGCUAGACGAGAAAAAACAACUCUGGCUACUGCUGAACGAAGUGGUGGAGACAGCGAAGAAGAUUAUCGACCAGGAGCCUAUGCCAACCGCCAUAUCAGCAUUCGCAUCGCAUUCGAUAGCCGUUCUCAACGAUCCCUUGCACAUAAUGUACGGAAAGGUGAAUCUGUUCCUGUCACAGGGCCCGACGUGGGAUCUUGAUAAGCUGCCGCUGAUGCACAAGAUUCUCGAUCAUGCGCCAAAAGUAGAUGAUGCGCAUUCUGAGGAAACAGCCUGGUUCUUGAAUUACAUUCUUGCUGGACUCCAGACUAGCGCAGAUAUGGGACUGUAUCGAAAGAGGCAGGUUUUUGAAAAGCUCUUGUCGUUAUACAGCAGUAGUUAUCUCGGCGCAGGUCUGCGCGACAAGAUCCUCCGGAUCUUUUUCCGGGCCACGAGAAUUGAAGGAGGAAGUUCGACGCUCGUAACCAGGUUUAGUGCGAUGACUUGGCUGGAAGCGCAGGUUUCGCUCGGAGGCGGAAUGCCGUUGAAGGUGUUGAUCGAUAAGAUAUUGGAGUCCUGUGACCAGAAGCGAGUGAAGAAAUGGAGUAAAGGCGCAAAGAAAGGAAAGGCACAAGUACAAAGGUUUUAA
Molecule: messenger RNA, 3405 nt
Organism: Drepanopeziza brunnea f. sp. 'multigermtubi' MB_m1
Lineage: Eukaryota; Fungi; Ascomycota; Leotiomycetes; Helotiales; Drepanopezizaceae
Biological process (GO): maturation of 5.8S rRNA from tricistronic rRNA transcript (SSU-rRNA, 5.8S rRNA, LSU-rRNA); maturation of LSU-rRNA from tricistronic rRNA transcript (SSU-rRNA, 5.8S rRNA, LSU-rRNA)
Cellular component (GO): nucleolus
Source: RefSeq, a predicted model, not a curated record